UGUUUGUUUCUUUCCCUACUCUCAAUGGUUCCCUGUGUUUCGCCAUAUUGGGUAACACGCUGUUGUUACUGACGAUUCCGUUUGUCUUAAUCCACUCGAAAGAUAAUUUCUGAUAAGGGACCCAUUGGAAAUAAGCUAUACUAUAUAUAAACAUAAAAAUGCCUCCAAAAAAGAAAGGAGAUGCUAAUGUUCCACCUCCUUUUUUUGGAAGAUUGGGAUCAAAUCUAAAGAUUGGUAUUGUUGGAUUACCAAAUGUAGGGAAAUCCACUUUUUUCAACACAUUAACCAAAAGUCAAGCUACUGCAGAAAAUUUUCCAUUCUGUACAAUAGACCCUAACGAGAGCAGAGUUCCAGUUCCAGAUGCAAGAUUUGACUAUCUCUGUGAUCACUAUAAACCAGCCAGCAAGGUUCCAGCAUUUCUAAAUGUUGUUGACAUUGCUGGACUUGUGAAAGGAGCACAUGAAGGAAAAGGAUUAGGGAAUGCCUUUCUGUCAAAUAUUAAUGCCUGUGAUGCAAUUUUUCAUGUCAUCAGAGCAUUUGAUGAGGAAGAAAUUGUUCAUGUUGAAGGUGAUGUUAAUCCUACUAGAGAUUUAGACAUAAUACAUAGUGAGCUUAGGUUCAAAGAUUUGGAGUAUUUAAAUAAACAGCUUGAUCCAUUAGAAAAAUCUGUUGCCAGAGGUGGUGAUAAGCAAAGGAAAGCUGAACAUGAUUGUUUGAUAAAGGUUCGAGAAAUACUGCAAGCAGGGAAAUGGGUCCGAAAUGGAAUUUGGGAUAAUAAAGAGAUUGAUUUUUUAAAUCAACAUUUAUUUUUAACAGCCAAGCCUGUUAUAUAUUUAGUGAACAUGUCAGAGAAAGAUUACAUCAGAAAGAAGAAUAAAUGGUUAGUACUUUUAACUUAGUCUUUAGUUU
Molecule: messenger RNA, 909 nt
Organism: Mytilus californianus (California mussel)
Lineage: Eukaryota; Metazoa; Mollusca; Bivalvia; Mytilida; Mytilidae
Product: obg-like ATPase 1
Exons: 9
Coding region: 159-899 (246 amino acids)
Cellular component (GO): cytoplasm
Molecular function (GO): ATP hydrolysis activity; ATP binding; GTP binding
Source: RefSeq, a predicted model, not a curated record